Phytophthora megakarya is the source of this 477-nucleotide messenger RNA. Lineage: Eukaryota; Oomycota; Peronosporomycetes; Peronosporales; Peronosporaceae. The record is from the annotation of a GenBank genome assembly.
AUGCAGUUCUCAAUGUCGACUGCGGAUUAUCCGCAGACGGACGGGCAAACCGAGCGCGUGAACCACGGGCUCGUGGACUUGCUGAAAAGCUACGCCCAGUCGUUCCACAACUGGAGCGAUUACUUGCCGAUGGCCGGGUUGGCCAUCAACAACGCGGCGCAUGCCUCGACUGGGCAUACACCGUUCUUCGUGAAUGCCAUGCGGCAUCCACGCCUUCCGAGCACGCUCGGGGCGGUGGCUUCCUCGUUAAGUGGGGGAGGAUCUACGGCUGCGCUUAAACAACCGCAGAAUACGGCUGAUACGGAUCGGCACAGACGCGGACAAGGUCAAUGGCUGGACCCGGUGUUCAGCUCUCAAGCAAUGGUCUUUGCCCAGGAACGACAAGCUGUCAUUCUGUUUGUACAAGAUGCAAUUGCAGCAUCUGCGGAUAGGCAGAACCUGAACGCAGACAAUGUGGACACGGGCAAGACAAAUUAA